AACCCUUUUACUAUAAAGGAUUAUAGUUACGGAAGUUAGAAACAAAAGAAGUCUAAAAAACUAAUUGUCAAUAUUUAAUUUUGACGUAAUGGCUGCUCCUAAAGCUACGACGAUAAAAGAAGCUAUUAAGCGCUGGGAGGAGAAGACUGGUCAGCAUGCAGCGACAGCGACAGAAGUGUGUCUAGUUUUCCAAUGGCCACCGAUCGAGAAAAUGGACAAUACAUUGGCGAGUCUUUCUUGUUGCGAGAAACUUAGUCUAUCAACGAACAUGAUAGAAAAAGUAUCAAGCCUAAACAGUCUGAAAAAGUUACGAGUACUCUCUUUGGGGCGUAACUACAUCAAAUCUUUUGCUGGAAUGGAAUGCCUAGGCGAUACCUUAGAAGAAUUGUGGCUUUCAUAUAAUUUAGUUGAGAAACUGAAGGGAAUCAAUGUACUGCGGAACUUGAAAGUUUUGUAUAUGAGCAAUAAUUUAGUUAAGGAGUGGAGCGAGUUUAACAAGUUGCAGGAAUUGCCAAAUCUGGAGGACCUCCUAUUCGUUGGCAAUCCAUUAUACGACGGCUGUGAAUUGGAUACAUGGCGGUCAGAGGCUGCCCGUCGCCUGCCCAACUUGAAGAAACUUGAUGGCGAGACUGUGUUGAGGGAGGACGACCCUCCACUAACAGUUGCUGAUAUGCAGCCGGAUGGUAGUGACGCGGUGGAGACUUUAGUCAGCGCAGAAACUAAUGAUUAGAAAUAUUUUAACGAAUAACAUAUAGUUAGUGUCAGUUACUGAUUAAUAAUCUAUGUAAGAUAAUCAGGUACAAUUUUAUAGAGGUUAUAGGACUCUUUAAACGCGUAGUUUUAGACAGUGAUUCCCAAAGUGGUCUAUAUCGACCCUUAAGAGUCUAUGACAACCUGCAAGGGGUCUACGUCAGCGAAAAAAACUUUGGGGGUCCAUGAAAUGAAAAUGGGGGUCCACGAUAGUGGAUCUCAACACAUACACAGAUAGUACGUAUUUACUUACAUCAUACUAUCUUAUAAUAUCAAAACAUAUACAUUAUUUAUAAAAGUACCUACAUAUGAAGUAAAAAAAAUAUUAUAUAUGUUUAUAAAAUUGUGUAAGUUGUAGGAUGUUAGUAUUCGC
Molecule: messenger RNA, 1123 nt
Organism: Pieris rapae (cabbage white)
Lineage: Eukaryota; Metazoa; Arthropoda; Insecta; Lepidoptera; Pieridae
Product: dynein axonemal light chain 1-like
Exons: 5
Coding region: 89-730 (213 amino acids)
Cellular component (GO): cytoplasm
Molecular function (GO): protein kinase binding
Source: RefSeq, a predicted model, not a curated record